AUGACUAGGGUUCUUAUCAAGAACGUAUGCGUUUUUGAUGGCAAGGUCAUUCAAAAUGCUGGAAACUUUUUGUUUACCAGGUCGGCUGGCAAUAUCCAAGACCCGACCAUGGAUGACUCCCAAAUUGAGAAUCCAGAUCAUGUUAUCGACGGCCGUGGCUGUACAUUGAUUCCCGGCUUGAUCGACGUCUACGUGAACAUCAAGGGUAUCAAUACGGCGCUGGAUACCUUCGCGAGCCAUGGCGUGACCACCGUCAUCGAUCUCAGCAGCAACAAUGAGCAAUGUCAAUCUCUUCGCGUAUACGCCGCUGGCAAGACGAAAUUGCCUACUAUACUUUCUUCCGGUACAGAAGCAGUACCAAUGGAGACCCAUCGACCGGCUCUUCGCAGUAACUCAGAUACGGUGGAGAUUCGCACGCGUGGCGAUGCAGUAGCUUUUGUCUCGGCCAAGUCGAGUGGCCCAGACCGCGCGGAUUUGGUUAAAGUUGCCGUCAGUCUGCAUUCGCACAGCGAUGGAAUACUCAAAACCAUUGUAGACGUCGCUCACGCCUACGACAAGUUGACCGUGGCCCGUACUACUGGCAAAGCGUCUUACGAACGUGGCAUGAGGGCCGGUUUCGAUAUCUUUGCCCAUGCUCCUCUUGACGCACCCAUCAAUGCGGCGAUGGCUGGAGAAAUGGCUUCACAGGGCAAAAUAUUCAUUCCGACGUUGACCAUGGCAAAGAAACAAGUGCCAUCGGAACAAUCAUCCUUUGAUUACCCCGGAUUGACCGCUAGCCGAAGCCAAGACCCUACUUCCGCCACAAAUAUCAGGGAAUUCGAGAGCAGUGAUGUAGCUCCAGGAGCCACGGUCGGGAACAACUAUGAAAACGCGACAGAAAGCGUGCGAACACUCCAUGAAGCUGGCGUUACGAUUUGCGCGGGUACAACAGCGAAUGUUGUUCCAGGGGCCCAGGUACCAUUUGGCGAGAGUCUUCAUGAGGAAUUAUGCUUGCUCGUCGAGGCUGGCAUGCCAACCCUGGACGUUCUACGCUCUGCGACCUGCGUGGCUUCCAAGGCGUUCAGGCUUGGCGAUCGAGGUAUGCUUCGAAGUGGUUUUAGAUCCGACCUUGUUGAAGGUAAUCCCUUGGAAGACAUCAGUGUCACCCGAAAGCUUCAGGGAGUAUGGAUCCAGGGUGAAUGUAUCUGCACACGCCAAACCUCAGCCUAA
Colletotrichum lupini is the source of this 1209-nucleotide messenger RNA. Its product is annotated as amidohydrolase. NCBI's taxonomy places the organism in Eukaryota, Fungi, Ascomycota, Sordariomycetes, Glomerellales, Glomerellaceae. The coding region runs from base 1 to 1209 and encodes 402 amino acids. The transcript has a single exon. Gene Ontology annotation, molecular function: hydrolase activity, acting on carbon-nitrogen (but not peptide) bonds. The record is from RefSeq and is a predicted model, not a curated record.